Messenger RNA from Saprolegnia parasitica CBS 223.65, 642 nucleotides. RefSeq lists its product as hypothetical. Lineage: Eukaryota; Oomycota; Saprolegniomycetes; Saprolegniales; Saprolegniaceae. The record is from RefSeq and is a predicted model, not a curated record. Gene Ontology annotation, molecular function: alcohol dehydrogenase (NADP+) activity. Gene Ontology annotation, biological process: alcohol metabolic process. The transcript has 2 exons. Bases 1 to 642 code for a protein of 213 amino acids.
AUGGCCUCCAAUAACAUUUACCACGGGCAAGCCGCCUUUGAGCCGUCGCUCGACGUCAAGCCCCACACGUACGCGGCCAAGCCCUUUGACGAAGAGUACGACGUUGAGAUCAAGGUGACGCACUGCGGCAUUUGCGGCUCGGACUUGCACACGCUGACGGGCGGCUGGGGCGAGAUCAAGUACCCGAUGGUCGUCGGCCACGAAAUCCUCGGUCACGUCGUGCGCGUCGGGUCCAAGCAAGAGUGCAAGGACGUGCUUGGCGCGCACGCGUUUCUCAACUACAACGAUCCUGCGGCCGCCGCCGCCGCCGCGCAGCAGUUGGACCUCGUCCUCUGCACGUCGUACGGCGCCGACACCAACUGGGGCGCGCUCUUCAAUCUGGUUGCGACCGAAGGCAAGUUUGUGCUCAUCGCAGUGCCCGAGAAGCCGAUUUCGUUCCAUGCGUUCGCCGUCGUGCCGCGCCAGAUCACGAUUGUCGGCUCCAUCAUCGGGUCGCCGUCCAUGAUCGAAGAGAUGCUGCAGUUUGCGGUCGAGAAGAACGUGCGCUCGAUCGUGCAAGUGAUGCCGAUGGCGGAGGCCGCCGCCGCGCUGCAAAAGGUGCACAACGGGGACGUGCGCUUCCGCAUUGUGCUUGAAAACUAA